Spirometra erinaceieuropaei is the source of this 810-nucleotide messenger RNA. NCBI's taxonomy places the organism in Eukaryota, Metazoa, Platyhelminthes, Cestoda, Diphyllobothriidea, Diphyllobothriidae. The record is from the annotation of a GenBank genome assembly.
AUGUCAUCCAUCUCCAUCGCCUCAACAUCCGCUGCGGCAGCUCCUGCAGCCACCACCACUGCACACAAUCCUGAAGCGCUGACAAACAUCAAUCUUACCACCGUCGACGCCAACGAUUUGGACUCGGUUCAUACCUGCCCUCAUUGCGAUCGCGCUUUCCCUUCACAUAUCGGUCUGGUCGUCACUUGCGAAUCCAUCGCACAGAGACUGGCAAACCAGUGCCUGGAGCACCCACAUGCAACAGACGCAUCCGCCUCAGCUGCCCUCACCGCAUCCGCAAAUUCACUCAACGCAUGGGUUUUCCUGGUCACAUGCGUACCCAACAGAGCGGAAUUCAACUCAGCCUCGACACACCUAGCACAUCUUGCGUAUCGACCUUGCUUAGCACGACCCACACGACGCUGCCCAGCACCAGCAGCACAACUGCCGCUGACAUCACUGAAACAGACCCUGGCAGCACUGAUCUACCUUGUCCACAUUGUUCCCGUACAUUCACCCCAUACAUUAGCCUGGGAGGUCACUUGCGAAUUCGUCGCACAGAGACUGGCAAACGAAUGCCUGGAGCAUCCAUAUGCACUUGCCGCAUCUGCUUUAACCGCCCUCACUGCACCCGUACAUUUGCUCAUCGCAUGGACCUACAAGGCCACAUGGGCAUCCACGGCUACACUUAAUUAUCACAUCCUCCCCCACCAGCAGCACACCGCAUCAUCACCCACCACAAGCACCCAACUGCCACCUCCCACGCAAGUGGGAAGUGUGCGUCUCAGUUCCGUCUCCAUGUGGUCCAUCUGCUGCAUGUACGCCGUCUAA